AACAGCAGAUUGACAAAGAUACGAGACGGGGAAAACGAUCAAAAUUGCACCCCUUAGUCUUGUGCAUGCCACGUGCUCAAACUUGCAUAAAACGAACCUUCGCCUCCCCGUAGAAAAUACAGCGCCCUGUGAGUUAAGAUUUGAAGCUUCUGCUUCUUCUCGUAUUGACCGCAUUUCUCAUUCUGGCUGUGAUGCAGGAGGAUAAGAGCUACCUAGUCGUUGCAGGGAAGUCACUUCUUUUUGGUGGCACACCUGAGAACACACUGGACAUAAGCGGGCGUUGACAUCCACAUCGUCCUCACGUUCAUCAACUACGAAGAGUCGACAUGCCGAGCACGGGACAUGUUCCAUCGCUGUCAGCUCUCCAGCCCCCGCACGACAACGCCCACAACCAUCACAACCCUGCAAAGGACCAGUACCGGGUCGUGGUACUCGGGGCAGCUCGAGUGGGCAAGACAGCCAUCGUACAUCAGUUCCUCUACGACGAGUUCCCCGCGGACUACUUCGCAACUGUGGAAGAGUUCCACACGGGCGAAUACGAGCUGAACGGUGCCUCGCUCAACCUAGACAUCGUAGACACGAGUGGCAGCUACCCGUUCCCAGCCAUGAGGCGUCUGGCCAUCACCACUGCCGACGCGUUCGUGCUUGUCUACGCCAUUGACGACCCGGACUCAUUCGAAGAGGCUCGCCGCAUCCACGACCAGAUCACCGACCUACACUCGGCCAAGGCGCCCGUGGUCGUGGUGGGCAACAAGUGCGACAUGCCCUCCGCGACGCGUCGUGUCCGAGGUGAAGUCGCCGAGACCAUCAUCACCAUCGACUGGGAGAAUGGAUUUCUUGAAUGCUCAGCAAAAGAGAACAUUAAUGUGUUCGAAAUCUUCAAAGAGCUCCUAGUCCAGGCCAAGAUCCCGUACGACUUGAAUCCGGCCGUCGUGAAUAAGAGGCGUCGCUCGCUUCCUGUGUACCCGACCAGUCCGAGCAUCAAGGACAAGACGCUGCUCAAGAGGAACAGCUGCGCUGUUUCGUAGCUGCGUGGAUGUGAUGUCUAGUGUGACGUGGGCUUUUGUGCACCUGCUGGUGUCUACUGUGGCCAUGGUACAGCUCCCCACGCACUUCUUUGGAACUCAGAAGACGAACUCGGAGGCGAAAGGUACAAUAACACUGAUGUGUUAACGACGAACGUCUCCUACCAGAAGGAAUGACGAUAAUGGACUACAACCACCUUGCAGGAGAGAACAAUUGUGCCACACUGUACUUCUCGUGAAAGCUGUGAACAAACGAAAGAACCUUGAUUCUUAAGAGAUAUGCCGACGUAUGCGUCCGCCAUAAUAUUCAACACUACAUGCGCUCCCAAAUGUAUUCGGUAAAGUUGCGAAAAGACGAACAUCAGCUGUGAAAACCUCGUGUGUGCGUACAUGUAUCCUACCAACACGGAGAUAACAUAGGUUUUCACAGGCGCAAAAAUAUCUGUAUUUCGUCAACACAGCGGUAGCUGCCUGCUGUCGAUUACGUGUCUAAGAAUGUUUGCGAUGCAAUUUAGGAGCAAAUAAGUUCAGCAGCCUUGUCACUUGACGUCACCGUUCUCUGCAGAAUAAAGAAGCCUAA
Molecule: messenger RNA, 1605 nt
Organism: Rhipicephalus sanguineus (brown dog tick)
Lineage: Eukaryota; Metazoa; Arthropoda; Arachnida; Ixodida; Ixodidae
Product: GTP-binding protein Rhes
Exons: 3
Coding region: 327-1028 (233 amino acids)
Molecular function (GO): GTPase activity; GTP binding
Source: RefSeq, a predicted model, not a curated record